AUGACCGACAAAACCCCGGCCAUCCUCUACGCCCUCACCACCCCACACCCCUCCCAACCCCAGGACCACUUCAACACGUGGUACGACAACGUCCACGCCCCGAGCCGCGCUCGCUGCCCAGGAGUCCACCAAGUCGCGCGCUGGGUCGCUACAGACGACAGCAGACCUGGUUGGCUCGCUACCUACGAGCUCAACGACGCCUCUGCACUCCAAACCGACGCCUACAAGCAAGCACGGCUCAACGACGGCGAUGACGAGACCACCAUGUUCUCCGACCUCUCCAGGCGGGUGUACAAUCUCUUGAGCGACAAGACGUGCACGGAAUAUGCCACUUACUGCGCAUCCGGCAAGCCUCGCGCCAUGACCCACGUGGCCGUCCAUCCGGACAAGAGCACCGAUCUCACAGACGACGAGUUCAACAAGUGGUACGAAGAGGAGCAUGUUCCACUACUGUCGAAAUGUCCUGGCUGGCUACGAAGUACAAGAUGGGUGCUUGUCGAUGAGAAGGAUCCACGAAAUGGUCAAUUCAGUGAAACCGCAAGAUUUCUGGCGUGUCAUGAAUGGGAGGAUGCAGAUGUGGUGUAUGGCUCCGACGAGUUCUCGCAUGCGGUCACAACACCAUGGAGGACGAGAGUCAUGUCGAACAUUGAUCGGCAGACAGAGGAAAGGAGGCUGUUCCAGCUUUGGAGGCAGUUCUUACCAGAUGGAACGAGUGUGGCGGCUGAGCAGAAGCAGACCAAAAUGCGAUCUUGGGGCGACAUCAAGGCCGUGCCGACUAGCACUCGAGCGUUACUGUUCUACUGGCUCUACAAGUACCCUACUCAUCUGUAG
This is a messenger RNA of Saxophila tyrrhenica, 831 nucleotides long. RefSeq lists its product as uncharacterized. Lineage: Eukaryota; Fungi; Ascomycota; Dothideomycetes; Mycosphaerellales; Extremaceae. The transcript has 2 exons. The coding region runs from base 1 to 831 and encodes 276 amino acids. The record is from RefSeq and is a predicted model, not a curated record.